GUGAUACAUAUAAAAACUAAAAAAGUCAAACAAUAGCAAUAAUUUGGCUUUCGUGUAUAAAAUAACGGAAAAGUGAUAAAUUCAGAAGUUUAUCUUAUUGAUUGCGUUAAAAUUUAGAUGAAAUGUGCAUAAUUUAUAUUUUAAAUACAGUUGGCUGUGCCUAAAAUAUUUUUUUUCCCAAUUUCCGAAUAUAACCUCUAAAUUAGCGACCUUUUCUUGUUAGUGGUUUACAAUGGCUUUGCAACUGUCCCGACGGGAGGUGGACGAUCUCCGGUCGUCUCUGGACCGCGCCAUUUACCGCACCAUCGGCAAAUCAGACAGCUCAUUGUUAUCCACCGUAUCUUCUUGUCUCAGCAAUGGAUAUGAACGGAGAAAGAUCAUUGACAAAAUAUCAUCACACAUAGACUCAAAGAAGGCAAGCAAACUAGCAGACAAAAUUAUAGCUCUAGCACAAGAGCUGGUAUCUAGCUCAAAAUCUUCAUCGCAGAAACGCAAACAUGAGAGCAGUUCUAGGGAUAAAGACAAAGAUGUUAAGAAGUCUCGGUCAGAUCGAGACAGGCAUGAGACAAAAUAUGAUGAUGAGAAAGACUCGAAGUCUGAUUCAAAACCCAAAGAGUCUAAAAGUGAUGAGCAAAAUGGGGCUAAAGUGGAAAGGAAAAGUGGGUUUUCGAGUAACGGAGUUGAUGUGCCCCCAGCAUUGGCAGAAGGGGAGAGUAUUGGAUCGAAAAUUGCUGGCUUGAGUGCAGACAGAAUUAAGUUGAUGAUGGCAAAUGCUCAAAAGGAAAUCGAGGAACGUAAGAAAGCUUUAAUGACAAUGAAAGGUGAGGACAAAUCCGAGGCGGUGAGCUUAGCUGUAGCGACCGCGCAGAUCAAAGCUCAGGGCUCCGUGCCAGGUCUGACCAAACCAGGUCUCUUCUCUAAGCCAGAUUUGAUAAGAGACGCGACGUCGUCAGCCAGUCGAGAGGAGCUGGAGAAACAGAGGAAGAUCGCGGAGCUGCAGGCCCGGAUACAGAGGAAACUGGCCGGUGGCGCCCUCCAAUCAGCCGGGGCGACCGGGCCGGCGCCGCUGAUCCUCGACCGCGAGGGGCGCACCAUCGACACUAGCGGGAAGCAGGUGCAGCUCACGCAUGUCGUGCCCACGCUUAAGGCGAACAUCCGCGCAAAGCGCCGCGAGGAGUUCAAGGCCCAACUCUCAUCCGCGUCCACAUCCGAGGCGGCGUCCGAGGGGCGCUGGGUGGACGCGCGCGUGCAGUGCAAGCCCCCGGCGCGGACCAAGCGCGCGCUGCGCUUCCACGAGCCGGGCAAGUUCCGGCAGAUGGCGGAGCGGUUGAGGAUGAAGGCGCAACUGGAGAAGCUGCAGUCAGAGAUAUCUCAGAUCGCGCGCAAGACGGGCAUCUCGUCGGCCACCAAGCUCGCGCUGCUGGCGGCCGACACGCCUGAUGCUGAGGAGAUACCGGAUAUUGAGUGGUGGGACAGCGUAAUCCUGCUAACACCUGAAGAGCGGGAAGCGAAACGCAACGCCAACAAAUCCGCCGAUCAGUCGGACGACCGCUCCGACGACCAGCGGGUGGACGCGUGUAAUACUGGUGAUGACGAUAUAUUGGACAACUUGAAUGAGGAAGCCAUUACUGACCUGGUGGAGCAUCCGCAGCAGUUGAGGCCAGCUACCGAGCCCCUCAAGCCCACCUACAUGCCGGUAUUCCUCACGAAGAAGGAGCGCAAGAAGCUGCGGCGCCAGAGCCGGCGCGAGGCGUGGAAGGAGGAGCAGGAGAAGGUCAGACUGGGGCUGGAGGCACCCCCGGAACCUAAACUCAGGAUAUCGAACCUCAUGCGGGCGCUAGGCACGGAGGCCGUGCAGGACCCCACGGCGAUCGAGGCGAAGGUCCGGGAGCAGAUCGCCAAGCGACAGAAGACGCACCUCGACGCCAACCAGGCCAGGGCACUUACUGCCGAACAGAAGAAGGAAAAGGUUGACAGAAAAAUACGAGAAGACACCACUAUGGGAGUGCACGUGGCUGUUUACAGGAUAAAAGACCUAUUCGAGUGUGCAUCGGCUAAAUUCAAAGUGGAGCGCAACGCGAACCAACUUCACAUGACGGGGUGUGUGCUGCUGCACCGCGGCUGUUGCGUGGUGGCCGUGGAGGGCGGGCCUAAACAACACGCUAAAUACAAGCGAUUAAUGCUGCACAGAAUAAAGUGGGAGGAAGACAAAGUGAAAGACGCGGACGGGAACGAAGUCCCCAACGAGUGCCGGCUGGUGUGGGAGGGGGUGGUGCAACAGCGAGCCUUCCAGGAGAUCAAGUUCAAGGUAGUACCAACGGAAAAGCAAGCCCGGGAACACUUCCAGAAGCAUAAUGUUGAGCAUUAUUGGGACUUGGCAUACAGCGCUGCGGUCCUAGGCUCGGGCCUCGACGAACCAUAGACAAUAUAGACCACAGGCUGAGUCUGACUGCGGUCGAAAUAGUUCGCACUACUAAAACUAGAUGGCGAUGUCGCGAUUUGGUCUCCUACCAGAGUUUUAUUCGUAGUCUGUACAAAAAGUAUACUGUAAUUUUAUUUGUAUAAUGUUGGAAGAAUAAACUGUUUCGAAGUG
Messenger RNA from Plutella xylostella (diamondback moth), 2593 nucleotides. The record is from RefSeq and is a predicted model, not a curated record. Lineage: Eukaryota; Metazoa; Arthropoda; Insecta; Lepidoptera; Plutellidae.